Molecule: messenger RNA, 855 nt
Organism: Sphenostylis stenocarpa
Lineage: Eukaryota; Viridiplantae; Streptophyta; Magnoliopsida; Fabales; Fabaceae
Source: the annotation of a GenBank genome assembly
AUGUCAGCAGCAGAAGCUCCACCUUUCCAAGAAGCAGCGCGAUGCGUUGUCUGCAAUUGCGGUUUCAACACCUUCAGAAGAAGGCAUCAUUGUCGAUCCUGUGGGAGAACAUUGUGCAAUGAACAUUCAUCUAAUCAAAUGGCUUUACCACAAUUUGGCAUUUAUUCAAAUGUCAGAGUAUGUGCUGAUUGUUUCAACAACUCACGGUCUGGAAAGGAUGUACCACAGGGUUCUUCAGAUGGAGCUAACAGUGUGACAGAUACAAUUUCUAAAUUAGAUAUUAAUGCACUUGUUGAUUCAAAAUCCAUACCAACUGCAAAUAAUAAUUUUGUAUCAAGCAUUAAAGAGUGUAAGUGUGGAAUGCCACUUUGCAUUUGUGAAGCUCCAGCACCUUCCUCCGAGGCACCCUCCCAACAGAGUAAACCCAACCCAGUUAUUGCAGCUCCUCCAUCAAAUCCUAAACCUAAGAAAACAGAUACUGUUCCGAAAAAUAGAAGCUCCAGUUCAACUAGCAAAUUUAGCUGGGACGAUAUAGGCAUUUUCUCUGUCUCGUCAUUUGAAACUCGAAAGCUAAGAAAGCAAGCAAUUCCCAGAAUGUUAAGUUCUAUGAAUGGUUCCUCAGCCAGACCUCAGAUUGAUUAUGAAGUUAGUGGAGAGGGUUUAAGAGAAGCAAUAAAAAAUGGUGACAUUGCUGCUGUUAAGAAACUUCUUAAUGAGGGUGUGGAUGCAAAUUACAAGGACAAGCAAGGACUGUCUUUAAUACAUUUGGCUGCAGUCUUCAAUCAAACUGAUAUAGUAUUCACUCUCAUGGAUUCGGGGGCAAGUCUGGAAUGCAAAAAUGCACAAGGCAAUUAA